AUGCCUGCUCCGGCCCACGUCCAAGCAGCUACGCUGGACAAGUUCCUCGCCUCGUGGAAAGAUUCCAAUCCUGGAAAUACAAUGGCGUUGUGGUCCGAUGACUUCACGCAAAGGAUUCUGCCCCUAUCGCUGGGCAUGCCGGUCAACUCACGGGUCGAGGCUGAGACUUUCUAUCCGAAUCUUGUCAAAAGGAAAUGGACCAACGAAUAUGCUAUCUUCAUUACCUUCAGCGAAGACGGGCAUAGGGUUAGUAAGCUCGAAGAGAUGCUAGACUCGGCCUUCUUCCGAGACUUCUUUCCCAAACUCCGAAAGCACAUCUCUGGACAUGGAGAUAGUCAGACAUAG
Messenger RNA from Diaporthe citri, 345 nucleotides. RefSeq lists its product as uncharacterized. Bases 1 to 345 code for a protein of 114 amino acids. The transcript is spliced from 2 exons. The record is from RefSeq and is a predicted model, not a curated record. NCBI's taxonomy places the organism in Eukaryota, Fungi, Ascomycota, Sordariomycetes, Diaporthales, Diaporthaceae.